CUUUCCUGAAUUAUUAAGCUUGAGGUUUCAUUACAUCUUUGUACCGGAACUUUGGCUUUUGCUGUGGUAUUCAGUGGAAUCAUUAAUUUUCUUUUUAUGACUGCUCAAGAAGUUAUCUAGUUUUGAUUUAACAGUAAAAAAAGGAAAAAAAAGGAAUAGUGGACAGAUCUUGUAUAACAUCUGUAACAUUGAUGUCUGUUUUUUUCCUGGUCUUUGGUCUUCCAUUUCUUGUUUAACCAUUUGGAUAUUCAUGGAUUGGAGUUCCUUUUUCUUACUGAAAACAGAGGAUAGCAGCCACUUAUUCUCAGCAGUUGUUGCCAUUUAUUUAUUUAUUAGCCUCAAGAGAAUGUUUACAAACCCAUUAUGACUGCUUAGUUAGGUUGAGUUACUAGAAAAUUUGUAAAUCCCUAUUGGGUAAGUAGGGUUAAUAGAUGGCUGUAUAGGGAGUCUAAAGUUAAUCCUUUUCACUUCCUUGUUUCUUGGAUUCUGUUCUUUCAAUUUCUGUCCUAGGACUUAUGGAAAGAUCUAGACUAGGAGUCAGGUGUGUUCAAAGACCACCAGUUCUUAUUUGGUAACUUCUCAGUUGUGGGGCCUUGACUUAGUCUCUUAAUCUGCCUUAUUUUUCUUUUUUGCAUCUCUACAUGCUUGGUUUACUGCUAUCAGAAGUGAUGUGAGGUGGGACAGGCUUUCAUAGCCUUGCCUGUUUAAAUUAUUUGUUCUAGAAUCCCUUUUCAGGUUGUCCAAAUUUUCUUUCAGGGUUCAACUGAGUGAGCUCUUCCCAGAAGUCCUCCAUUUUCCCAUUGGGAAUCUUGACCUUCUCUGCUGGUCCAUCUAUUAUAUAGCCCUUUUGAAUUCUGUUCUGCACUUCAUUUGUCACAUGUUGCCUUCUUUAUAGAUUGAAACCUCCAUGAGGGCAAAGAUUGUUCCACAUAGGUUCCUCCCCACCCCAUAGUUGACUUACGACAAAUGUUGGUUGAAUAAAUGAUUAUUGAGGCUGUCUGGAAUGAAUACUUUGGAUGAUGGAAAGAUGCCAAAGAUGAGCAUCUUACCAGAACUUUUAGAUGACUGACCUUUGAUGUUGUUCAGUUACUAAUCCAUGGUUAUCAGUAACUGAAUCAGACACUGGCAAGAUGAAUUGGCCAAGCCUGUUUCUUGGUUUUAUUUCAGAUACUAUUUGUGAAGCAAGUCAGAGGAAUGAAAUGUUGUCAUAACAACCCUGAAUUUGACAUUUGUUCCAUUUCUCGCCCUAUAGCAUGUGGAGGCCUAUCUAUAUCUAACUGCUGUGUAAAGAAUAAAAACUGACUGCACAUCUCUCAGUCCACAUUUCAGCUUGUUUGCGUUGAAGAAUUUGCAAGAGUUUCCCUGGAACCUGGGCUCCUGGAGACGCAGCGCUGGAGCAGAUGGAUAAUGGAGACUGGGGCUAUAUGAUGACUGACCCAGUCACGUUAAAUGUAGGUGGACACUUGUACACAACGUCUCUAACCACUUUGACUCGUUAUCCGGAUUCCAUGCUUGGAGCUAUGUUUGGGGGGGACUUCCCCACAGCUCGAGACCCUCAAGGCAAUUACUUCAUUGAUCGAGAUGGACCUCUUUUCCGAUAUGUCCUCAACUUCUUAAGAACUUCAGAGUUGACCUUACCCCUGGAUUUUAAGGAAUUUGAUCUGCUUCGAAAAGAAGCAGACUUUUACCAGAUUGAGCCAUUGAUUCAGUGUCUCAAUGACCCUAAGCCUUUGUAUCCUAUGGAUACUUUUGAAGAAGUUGUGGAGCUAUCCAGUACUCGGAAGCUUUCUAAGUACUCCAAUCCAGUGGCUGUCAUUAUAACCCAAUUAACCAUCACCACCAAGGUCCAUUCCUUACUAGAAGGCAUCUCAAAUUAUUUUACCAAGUGGAAUAAGCACAUGAUGGACACCAGAGACUGCCAGGUUUCCUUUACUUUUGGACCCUGUGAUUAUCAUCAGGAAGUUUCUCUUAGGGUUCACCUGAUGGAAUACAUUACAAAACAAGGCUUCACAAUCCGCAACACUCGGGUGCAUCACAUGAGUGAGCGGGCCAACGAGAACACGGUGGAGCACAACUGGACUUUCUGCAGACUAGCCCGGAAGACAGAUGACUGAUCUCCAGCUCCACGAGAAGUUCUUGGAAACGACUCCAGGAAAUGGAAGAGACUGAUUUUUGUUUUUAAUUACAGCGUGGGAUUUUUUUUCCUUUUAAAUAUUUGUAUUUAUUUGAAGGCAGUGAGGAUCAGAAGGAAGAUUUGUGCUUUAGCAGAUUCCUCCAUGUUUUGUCCCCUUCAGCCUGAGUAUGCAUGUGCCUGUUCACAGUCUCUAGAUACCUUUUUUAUAAAAAGAAGUCUGAAAAUCAUUAUGGUAUAUAAUCUACCCUUAACAGAGCUUUUUUUUAUUACAGUGCUAAAAUGAUUUCUGAUAAAUGGUCCCUAACUCAGGUAGAAGGCUAAAAAUACAGGAAUGAAAGAAUAAGCAGAGUACUCAUGAUGCCUUUGAGAAAAAUCAAAACAUCAUGUAGGGUGACCUAGUUUCCAAAACAAUAAGUAGUAUUGUAAUAUUAAAGGAGAACUGUUCCAAUCAUUUAAAAGUACUUAUUAAGUACUGCUUUUUACAGUUAUGACAACUGUUUCUUUCUAUGCAUAUAAAUCAAGGAACCAAAUAUCUGUAGCCAUGGAAAUGUCUAACUAGAAAUAUUUAUAUUAGAUUCUGAAUACGAAAUGUCCCUGUGGUAGAAAUCUUAUGCCUGGUGCAGUAUAAUUCCCAAGUGUACUGUUGACCAGGAAAAAAAAAAACCUAAUAAAAAAUGAAAUAUGAAAAUUAA
Molecule: messenger RNA, 2826 nt
Organism: Otolemur garnettii (small-eared galago)
Lineage: Eukaryota; Metazoa; Chordata; Mammalia; Primates; Galagidae
Gene: KCTD6
Product: potassium channel tetramerization domain containing 6
Exons: 3
Coding region: 1401-2114 (237 amino acids)
Biological process (GO): protein homooligomerization; ubiquitin-dependent protein catabolic process
Molecular function (GO): cullin family protein binding
Source: RefSeq, a predicted model, not a curated record